AUGAACACAUUCGACUCAUCGGCGCCGCCUCCGACAGGUCCCAGCAACUCCGGAGGAUCAAACAACAACCACUCAUCAUCACGCUCGCCCACAGAUUCAGGCCUGUCAUCGUCCCUCGGCAGCACCCGGUCCCACUCAAGCUCCUCAUCCCGAAUCCAUGCACGUAGCCAGAACCCAGUUCAGAGCUCAUACCAAUCCACCGAGUCAACACCAAUCAACGGAGCUGGUCCCGCGGGGCGCAACUAUCAGUCCACAGAGGGAGCACCCGCCUCUCAGCUCAAAGACUUCGGCCUAAAUAAUGCAACCUCUGGAAAUGUCAAUCAACCAGCGAAACCUGUGUCGACUUCCGAGCCCCACCAGUCCUGGUAUAGUCGACUCGCAGAUCGAUACGGCAGCCUCGAGCUAGAGAACAAAGGCAGUGUUGCCCGCGACCACCUUGCCUUGGAACGAACUUUCCUAGCCUGGAUGCGCACCUCCCUAGCGUUCGCCUCAAUCGGAAUCGCAGUAACGCAACUCUUCCGUCUGAACAGCGCCUCCACAAGCACACACGCCAACUUCUUCGACCCAGAAUCCGGCCCACACCCGGGCAUCCUCCCACCUGACCUCGCCUUGGCUGCCUACGAUUCAGCUGCAUUCCACGCCUCCUCUGCUUCCUCUCGUCUUCGUAGUGUGGGUAAACCACUCGGCUCGACUUUCAUCGGCGUCUCGAUCAUUAUCCUUGCUAUCGGCUUCCACCGCUACUUCCAGAGCCAGUAUUGGAUUAUUCGGGGGAAGUUCCCGGCUAGUCGGGGUAGUGUUGCGCUUACGGGGCUUAUAGCUGCUUCACUGAUUAUUGCUACUCUUGCGGUUAUUUUGGCUGUUUCACCGGGGGCUGUUGAGAACUAG
Molecule: messenger RNA, 885 nt
Organism: Penicillium griseofulvum
Lineage: Eukaryota; Fungi; Ascomycota; Eurotiomycetes; Eurotiales; Aspergillaceae
Exons: 2
Coding region: 1-885 (294 amino acids)
Source: RefSeq, a predicted model, not a curated record